Molecule: messenger RNA, 607 nt
Organism: Guillardia theta CCMP2712
Lineage: Eukaryota; Cryptophyceae; Pyrenomonadales; Geminigeraceae
Exons: 1
Coding region: 212-577 (121 amino acids)
Source: RefSeq, a predicted model, not a curated record
GCCUACCUCCUCCUCCGCUCCUUUGUGAUUCCUUCAGCCCCCAUUGUAUCUUCCCGAAUCCCCAACGCUUCUUCCUCAACUUCACUGCUGAUUCUUGUUCGUCUUCGGUCCCUCGCCUGUCUCCAAGUGCGACCGCUUCUGCUUCUACUUGCUCUCUGGGCUGGGUCUCUUUGAAAGUAGUCGCAAUCAAACUGGAUAGAAAUUUGGCAGCAUGACCAAGCACGUCAAAUUGUAUGCAUCAGAUACCAUUCUUGGACCAGCACAACUUCAGGCACAAAAUUUUUCGAACUCUGAGCGGAAAGCUGCCCCGCAGCAUGGGGACGGGAACUUGCUGAAACCAGCGGGUAUCCUAACCCGAGGGAAAUCCGAGGGGGAGUGCUCUAUCCCAUGCUUCCAUGGUGCAUCUACAUGUGAAUGGAGCCGGGCAGCAAGCGAUCCUACCCCUGGAAUUUUCCUUCAGCCGAGCAAGGGAAAUCAGGAACUGUUGUAUCAAGAUAUUUGGAAAAGUCAUGUACAGAACAAAGCGUUUGAGAUCCAAAACUACGCUGAAACUAAGUUGUAUUUGAACAUUUGGUGAUAUUUUGUAGAUAAAUAGUGAAAGAUAUCA